GUGCAACAUAGUACUCGCAGAAUCCUUCUUGAACAGCAGCAAGCUCCACGUGAUGCACAUAUUCGGCAGACGAUUCACGGGUUACAGACGUGCUGUGACCUUUCUUUCCCUACUGCAAACAGAUUAAACAGGGCUGAUUAACUGAGGCUCAAAACACUGGGUUGUUUUCUCUUAUGAGGGUCUUUGACAAAUCCUCCCUCAGCCCUCCCACUUUAUUCACUUGCAAAUGGCCCUGCCCAAAGGGUUCUGCACAGCCCAUCCUCAAACCUGGAGCCCUGCAGCGCCAUCAGCUGCAAUAUCUUCUUAUAUGAGCGGCGUUUCUUAUUAAUCAGAAACGCGGAAUGGAAGCCAAUCAGAGAGUUCCUUUGGUUUCAGAUGCCUGCCUGUCUGAGUUAAAAGUGGUGCUGAAAGAGAGGCACAGUGAGAUGCAUGAAGAUUCGGCUGGGAAGGCACUAUGAAAAGAGGAGAGAAGGAAUGAGGCAGAAGCAAUAGCAGAAUCGAGUCGCCUGCUGAGCGAGGCUAACUCAGUUCUACUGCUAAACAAGAACAUACAUUGAAAUUUUCAUCCUUCUGAAGUUGAAGAUAAUGAGGACUUACCAUUGCCUUCCACUGAUCAUCUGGACUUGCAUGCUUCAUACAGUUGACAACAGCCCAGUACAAGCAAAGGAUAACAGUCACUUACUAAGAAGGAUAGUGAAUCUGACAAAAGAUGAUGGGAAAAUGCUCCAUCGCACCAAGCGUGGCUGGAUGUGGAACCAGUUCUUCUUGUUAGAAGAGUACACAGGUACAGAUACUCAGUAUGUAGGAAAGCUUCACACUGACCAAGAUAAAGGAGAUGGAAAUUUAAAAUACAUUUUGACAGGAGAUGGGGCUGGCAAUCUGUUCGUUAUAGAUGAAAAUACAGGAGACAUUCACGCUGCAAAGAAAUUAGACAGAGAAGAAAAAUCCCUCUACAUUCUUCGUGCCAAGGCUAUAGACAGAAAGACUGGGCGGCAAGUGGAGCCGGAAUCUGAAUUCAUCAUUAAAAUCCAUGAUAUCAAUGAUAACGAGCCAAAAUUCGCAAAAGACUUGUACACAGCCACUGUUCCUGAGAUGUCUGGAGUUGGUACCUCUGUUAUACAAGUGACUGCCACGGAUGCAGACGAUGCCAACUAUGGGAACAGUGCCAAAGUCGUCUACAGCAUACUUCAAGGGCAGCCAUAUUUUUCAGUGGAUCCAGAAUCAGGCAUAAUAAAAACUGCAUUACCAGACAUGAGCAGAGAAAACAGAGAGCAAUAUCAGGUGGUUAUUCAGGCCAAGGACAUGGGCGGCCAGAUGGGAGGUCUUUCUGGAACAACCACAGUGAACAUCACCCUCACGGAUGUCAACAACAACCCUCCUCGGUUUCCGCAGAGUACUUAUCAAUUUAAUUCUCUGGAGUCUGCACCCCUUGGAACUCAUCUUGGAAGGAUAAAAGCCAAUGACCCUGACACUGGGGAGAAUGCCGAGCUGGAAUACAGCAUUUCUGAAGGAGAAGGAUCAGACAUGUUUGAUGUGAUCACUGACAAAGAUACACAGGAGGGGAUUAUCACUGUCAAACAGAAUUUAGAUUUUGAAAAGAAAAUGUUAUAUACAUUAAGAGUGGACGCAAGUAAUACCCACCCAGAUCCUCGAUUCUUACACCUUGGGCCUUUCAAAGACUCAGCCAUGGUUAAGAUAUCUGUGGAAGAUGUAGAUGAGCCUCCUGUGUUCAGUAAGCUUUCCUACUUGAUGGAAGUGGAUGAAGAUGUGAAGGAGGGAAGCAUUGUUGGACAAGUCACUGCAUAUGACCCAGACUCUAUGAACAACAUAAUAAAAUACUCUGUUGACCGGCAUACUGAUAUGGACCGUGUUUUCAGUAUUCACUCAGAAAAUGGCUCUAUCUUCACUCUGAAGCCCCUGGACAGGGAAUCAUCCCCUUGGCACAAUAUCACAAUUACAGCCACAGAGAUUAAUAACCCAAAACAAAGUAGCCAAAUUCCUGUCUUCAUCAGAAUUCUUGAUAUAAAUGAUCAUGCUCCGGAAUUUGCCAUGUACUAUGAAACAUUUGUUUGUGAAAAUGCAAAAUCUGGGCAGUUGAUUCAAACAAUAAGUGUCAUGGACAAAGAUGACCCUCCCCGAGGACACAAGUUCUUCUUUGAGCCAGUGCCAGAAUUUCCUCUCAACCCAAACUUCACAAUUGUAGACAAUAAAGAUAAUACAGCAGGAAUCAUAACUCGAAAAGAUGGGUACAGUCGCACCAAAAUGAACACCUACCUCCUGCCAGUUUUAAUCUUUGACAAUGAUUACCCUAUUCAAAGCAGCACUGGCACACUCACUAUCCGCGUGUGUGCGUGUGAUAAGCAAGGAAACAUGCAGUCCUGCAACGCCGAGGCCCUGAUGCUUGCUGCCGGCCUGAGCACAGGAGCCCUCAUUGCGAUCCUGCUUUGCGUCCUCAUCCUGCUCACUCUAAUAGUGCUGUUUGCUGCAUUGAAGAGGCAACGAAAGAAGGAGCCUCUGAUCAUUUCAAAGGAUGACGUCCGGGACAAUAUUGUGACCUAUAAUGAUGAAGGUGGUGGAGAGGAAGAUACCCAGGCUUUUGACAUUGGCACAUUAAGGAACCCGGAAGCAAGAGAAGACAGUAAACUCAGAAGAGAUGUCAUGCCUGAAACUAUUUUUCAGAUAAGAAGGACUGUACCCCUCUGGGAAAAUAUUGAUGUACAGGAUUUUAUCCACCGGAGAUUAAAAGAAAACGACUCAGACCCAAGUGCACCUCCUUACGACUCCCUGGCCACUUAUGCCUAUGAAGGGAAUGAUUCUGUAGCCAAUUCGCUCAGCUCCUUAGAAUCUCUCACAGCUGACUGUAACCAGGAUUAUGAUUACCUUAGCGACUGGGGGCCUCGGUUCAAAAAACUCGCAGAUAUGUAUGGUGGUGAUGAGAGUGACCGGGAUUGAGUCCUGUAUGACUUGAACAACUAGUGGAAAUACUCUUUGAUACCAGAUUGAGUGGCCUGUAUUAUCCUUUUUUUGGAGGAAAUUUUUGAAAAUCAACUCCAAACAAUACAUAAGUGUUGUCUUAGUAAGGUUUGCUUAAUCAGUAAGUUUCUGUGAAUGAGUAUGAAUGACAUAGAUUUUAAAACAGUAAUAACAACCUUUCACCCUCUUUGCCUAAUGAGCUUGGAAAAUAUAUCACAUUAAUAAUCAAUAAAAAAUCUUGAAAGGCUUUUUGUGCCUUGUCUUAGUAUAGGGAAUUUAUAAAUGUUUUAUUAACUGAUUGCCAGUCACAUAUACUAUUAAAUUAAAUAUUGUGCAACUGCUUUGUAAAUUAAUAUGAAAGAAAAUAUACCUAAUGAGAUUAGAAGUGACUAUUACUGCCAUAUUUAUUUAGUUGAAAGAUGUCUUUGUGUUAAUUCACUCAUAUUUUUAUAAAUGUAUAUUUAUAUUUUUGUAUUUUUAUGAAAUAAACUAAUAUUUAUAAAAAUAAAUUUCAUUUUACUUAAUUCCUUGGAGCAGCUGAUCUCACAACAGAAGUGUUUUAUCUCUCUGAGUGUAAAACACGAUUUACUCAGGGAAAAGCAGCUGAGAAGUCACUGCAGAAGACACGGAUGUCAUCUGAGAGAGCUCUAGGGAUGAACUGUGCUGUGAAUUGUUCUUCCUCUGUUUUGAUUGUUUGACUGUUUAUUGAACUAAUGAUGUCUACUCAUAGAUAGAAUAUAACAUCAAUUUGGAAUACACAGUAUUAUCUAUACGGUUAUGGACAAUAAACUAAGUUUUUGCAAGAUUUAUCAAACCAUGCAUUGUAUUUGAAUAAGUGGAGUCUAAAUCAAAGAUGCUGCAGAGAAAAGAAAGAACCCCAAAUCAUUUU
Peromyscus leucopus (white-footed mouse) is the source of this 3862-nucleotide messenger RNA. RefSeq names its product cadherin 9 (gene Cdh9). NCBI's taxonomy places the organism in Eukaryota, Metazoa, Chordata, Mammalia, Rodentia, Cricetidae. Gene Ontology annotation, cellular component: adherens junction; catenin complex; plasma membrane. Gene Ontology annotation, biological process: cell morphogenesis; homophilic cell-cell adhesion; multicellular organism development. Gene Ontology annotation, molecular function: calcium ion binding; cadherin binding. The transcript is spliced from 12 exons. Bases 586 to 2952 code for a protein of 788 amino acids. The record is from RefSeq and is a predicted model, not a curated record.